Messenger RNA from Knipowitschia caucasica, 468 nucleotides. Lineage: Eukaryota; Metazoa; Chordata; Actinopteri; Gobiiformes; Gobiidae. The record is from the annotation of a GenBank genome assembly.
AUGACAAAGAAUGAAGGAGACGCUGCCCAGGAAGCGCUAGGGGGUGUGGGGGGGGUGGUGGUCAGGGUGGGGGGGUCUAGGAAGGAGUCCAGUGGUCGAGGAACUAUGGGAGGGGGGUGUGGGGUUUUGGGCAUGGGGGGGGGGGGGGGGGGGGGGGGGGGGGGGGGGGGGGUGGGGGGUGGUAAUAUUCUGUGGGGUUGGAAGGAGAUGGGGGAGAGGGAGUUGAAGGGGGGUGGGGGGGGGGGGGGGGGGGGGGGGGGGGGGGGGGGGGGGAUGGGGGGGGAUGGGGUGGGGGGAAAUGUGGGGGGAGAGGUGGGUAUGGGUCGGGAGGGGGGGAUUUUAGUGGGGAAGGGGUGGGGGGGGGGGGGGGGGGGGGGGGGGGGGGGGGGGGGGGGGGGAGGGGGGGGGGGGGGGAGGGGAUGGGUGAAUAGGGGGGGUGAAAAUGGUAAAAUUGUUGGGAGUGGAUGA